AUGCAAAGCGGCGGCGAGUCGGACGGGCGGCGGCUUGGUCCUGGUGGUGCCGCUGCCGGCAAGCCCGGCCAGCAGCAGCGAGAACAGCAACAGGCUGCACCUGACGAGCGGCGCGGCAGCUCAGGUACAGCAGAGGCCGGCCUUCCCCAAGGGGCAGGACGCCUUGACGAGCAGCUGGGCAAAGCAUGGCAGGGGGACAACGGCGGCGGCGCCGAGGCCGCGGAUGGUGGCGGGAAAGCCAAUGGCCGCGGCCGCGGCAGCAAGCAGCGGGGCCGUGGCCGUGGCCGCGGCCGCGGCCGUGGAGCAGAGGCGCGGCCCCUCAGCCGUGCGGACGCGGGCGAGCUGUUCCUGCGCCUGCAGCGCGGCGCCAGCGGCGCGACGGUGUCCAAGGCGCAGCUGGCGCGCGCUUGCGAGGACCUGGACGUCGACGCGGACGACGAUCUGAUCUGCGACAUGAUCUCGUACGCGCGCGAUCUGGAGGCGGGUGGCGAGGGGCUAUGCUUGGAUGGUGCAUCUGCGGGCGGCCUGCUGUCGAGGGCCGCUUUCUUACGGGUGGUGGAGCGCGUGGUGGGCUUGAUUGACGAGUGA
Monoraphidium neglectum is the source of this 588-nucleotide messenger RNA. RefSeq lists its product as hypothetical. The coding region runs from base 1 to 588 and encodes 195 amino acids. The record is from RefSeq and is a predicted model, not a curated record. NCBI's taxonomy places the organism in Eukaryota, Viridiplantae, Chlorophyta, Chlorophyceae, Sphaeropleales, Selenastraceae. The transcript has a single exon.